This is a messenger RNA of Paramecium sonneborni, 1814 nucleotides long. The record is from the annotation of a GenBank genome assembly. Lineage: Eukaryota; Ciliophora; Oligohymenophorea; Peniculida; Parameciidae.
AUGAUCAAUUAACGUCGUCCACUUAAGUUUCUCAAUCUAAGCAUUGAUAGUUCUAAAUGUCGUACACAUUCCUCUAAAUUAUCUCAUACUCUAUAGUCAUCUUCAAGAAUAACUGAUGAAGAACGACUACUCUUUGAAAAUACAUAACUUCAAUUCUAAAUUCAUCAAUAGGAAAAAGAAUUUAAAAUGUAUAAAAUUAAAUAGAACUAAUGUCAAGUAAACAAACUCUACUUAUAUGAUAGCCUAUGAUAGGCUUAAAUGUUGAUUCUACUUAAUAAAAGUCAAACUUGAAAAAACUAUAACUCUACAUAAAAUAAUUAGAAUCGGAAUUGUUGCAAAAAUAUAAAAUUAUAGAAGAUAUGAAAAAAUAAAUGACUUUUACCAAGUUUCAAGAACUUAAAGUAAUUAUUUAUCUUUUAUUAUAGAUUGAAGCUCUUUCAUUCCAAUAAGAAUGUUCAAGACUCUAAAAAAAGAUUUCUAAACUAACUUCAUUUCUAAAUUUAAAGAACUAUGGAAUAGAUUUAUUUAAAAAUUAUGAAAAUUUGAAAAUAUAAAAUAAAAACCUUGAAAAUACUCAUUAAAUAUAACAAUCUCUCAUAGAUUAAUUGUAAAACCAAUUAUAAAUGUAUAAACAACAAAUUGAGUAAUUAAAAUUACAAAAUAAACAUUUGUAAAUGGAAAAUACUAGAGUUUUACAGCUUUUAAAUUAAAAUAUAACUCCAAAGCAAUCUAAAAAUUUUAAUAAUAAUUAAUGUUUACAAGAAGAUAUAGAAAUAGCCAAAUUACAAGUUAAAAUUAUCUAGCUAUAAAAUUAAAUGAUUAACUAUUAGAAUAAAAAAGAAAAGUAAAUACAAGAGUUAUUAUCAAUUAUUAUGGAUAAAGAGGAUUAAAUUUAAACAUAUUAAACAUAAAAAGCAGUAAUUAAAGAAGUAUCUUAACCUGAUCAAUAGAUACUGGAUACAAAAUAUUAAUAGUGUAUAUAACAUAUUAAAUCUGAAAAAUCCAUUUUAGAGGAUAUAUAUUUAGAUGUACCUCCUCAACUUAAUCUGAUGAAAUAAGUGAGUAUAAGAAAAAAAUAAAAUGUAUAGGACACAUAAAAAUCUCAAUAUUUCGAAUUGGGUAAUAUAAUUGAUAUUGAGGUAUAUUCGAAAGAUAUUGAUUUUAAUGAUUUGAUUUAAAAUGAAUAUAAAACUUAGAGAUUACCUAAAGUUAAUUACUUAGAAGUUGAAUUAAUUGGAAAGAAACUUAAAUGCUAAUUACAAAUGAAAAUGAUUCCACUUAGUUAUAUGGAUUAGAUAUUUGAUUAUGGUGAUGAUGGAUCCUAAGAAAUCACUGUUGAAGAAUUAAUCCUAAUACUUAGUGCAGAACCUUUUAUGAUGGUUGAAGAAAAAGAAAGAAUUCUUGUGGCUAGAUAUCUUAUAGAAGAUAAUACAGAAGAUUACAUAUUGUUUAAUUAAUUGAAUUCAAACUCUGUAUCUAUUAUAAAAAGCGUUUUAAAAUAACUCUUGGGGAAAUAUCAAUUAUUUUCAAAAUAGGAAAAAUAAAAUCUUGAGUAACAACUCAAAAGUAUAUUUUUAAAAGCUCAUUAUAAACUUAUUGAUUCUAUUCAAUAGUAAAAUAUUAAAAACAAUAACUAAAAAAUAGAUUAAUGUAGUUUAACUGAUUUUGAAAGGAUCCUUAAAUCAUGUGAGAUUGCCUUAUAACCAAGAUAAAUAGAAUAUAUUUAUUUCAUAAAUUUUUCUCUAUGCAAAUAAAUAGAAAAUAUACGUUAUUGUGAUUUGAUUGAAUAUUUUUGUAAUGUUUAAUUUUAAUGA